Messenger RNA from Entamoeba histolytica HM-1:IMSS, 8643 nucleotides. RefSeq lists its product as uncharacterized. NCBI's taxonomy places the organism in Eukaryota, Evosea, Mastigamoebida, Endamoebidae. Gene Ontology annotation, molecular function: guanyl-nucleotide exchange factor activity. Bases 1 to 8643 code for a protein of 2880 amino acids. The record is from RefSeq and is a predicted model, not a curated record. The transcript has 2 exons. Gene Ontology annotation, biological process: small GTPase-mediated signal transduction; positive regulation of GTPase activity.
AUGAAACAGAUACACAUUAAAUCAUCCAGUAAAAUUAAUGAAGAAAAGAGUAGUGAUCAUAAACGAAAAAAUAAAAACCUUGAAGAAUUAACAGUACGUUUGAAGCAAGAAUUUAAUAAAUAUGACCUUGAAAGACGUGGUUUUCUUGAUACAAUUGAAAUAAAAAAAUUUAUUAAAAACGAAUUUGGUGUUGACGUAACUGACAUGACAAUAAAAGAAUUAGUUCAUGAAAGAACAAUGGGAGAAGAGUCAUGCCAUAUUAGUCUAAAGAAUUUUUGUGGUUUUAAAAAAUUAGUAGAAACAAAUAAAGAAGAAAUAAUAAAGAAUCAACUAAAACCAUUUUCAAUUGAACAACAUGUUAAUGCAUCAUUAUUUCUUUAUAAAUUAACAAUUGUUCAAAAUAAUCCAAUUGAAAUUAAAGGAAUCACUGGCUUUCAAAAAAGAUUUAUUCAGUCAUUGGAAAGAAGUAAAUGUUAUUUACUUAAACCAAGAAAAUCAUUUAAGAAAAAUAUUCCGCAAGAAUAUUUUUCUUCUCCUCAAUUUGAUGAAAUUUGUUCAGACUUUCAAUUAAGAAAACAACGUUUAACAACAUAUUCACAACCUAUUCCAUUUGAAUUUAAAACAAUUCAUUUAUUUGAAUGUUUUAAUCCAACAUUACAAAUAAAUGAUAGUAUGAAUACUUAUAUAGCUCAACAACCUCAUGUAUUAAAACAAAUGAUAUCAAUUAAUAUAGAAAGUAUUACAUUUAAUAUUGGAUUAUUUGAACCUUUAAUUAUUUCAUUAUCAAUAUAUAAUUAUAAAACACGAGAAAAACAAACAGAAAAUGUUUAUACCUUUAUUACAAAUGGAGAAUUAAGAAAAGACUUAUUUUUAUUUGAAUUAGAAAAGAUAGAAAAGAAUGAAUAUUAUUUAGUCAUUCAAGUAUUUCGAAAAGACGAUGGGAAUAGUCUAAUUGGAGUAUUGUAUAGUGAAGGAAUUGAUGAAAAUGAUUCUAAAAAAAGUAAACGACAGUUAGAGGCAAUAGAAAAAAUUAAAAAGAAAGAAGAUGAAUCAAUUAAUAUGAUGUCAUUACAACAAAUUGCAAUUGGUUCAGUUCGUAUUGUAUCCAUAACUCAAAAAACACAUUUAACUGAUUUAAAAUUUUUUUCAGUUAAACUACAAGAAGAAACAGAUGUAUUUAAAUUUGUUAAAACACCUCCAAAUAAUGAAGUUCCUGGGAAAUGGAGUGUAUGUUGGGAUCUUAUUAAUAAACCUGAUAUUAAUAAUCCAUUGUCAGAGUUUCGAAUUAUUGAGGCAACACAAAUUAAAGAGUUAUAUAAUGAGACACAAGAAAGUGUUACACCAAGAAGUGGAAAACAUCAACGAAUGAGAAGUACUAGGAGUAGAUUAUUUAAUAAUAAUGAUUCACCAUCUACAGUUACUUGUCAAAUAAAAACUAGUGAGAAGCAGUCAUUAUUUAGAGUUCAAAAUAUGUCACCGUCUCAUGUAUUUAGAAGUGAGACAACAAUCAGUAAUUCAUUAUAUCUAACUCUUAUUGACUUAUUAUUGUCACGUGAACGAAAAAUUACAGGAACAAUUGAAAUAUCAUUGCAACAAACUAUUGGAGGUGAACCACUUAACGCUUUACUUAUUCCAAAUUAUUCAAUUGUUCCAGAAAAAAAAAUUGUAUUUUCUUUCAAAGGAAAUGAUAAAAUAAUUCCAAUUAUGAAAGAAAUUAGGAUAGAAUUACCUAAACCACCUCAAACAAAUUUAUUCAUUUUUAUAAGAAUGUCUGAUAAUACUGAUAGUGUUGCAUUUAUUCCAUUAUUUUCAAAGAAUGGAGGUAUUAUGGAUAGUGGAAUUGAACAACGAAUUGCAAUAUACAAAGGAAGUGGUGACAAAUUUUUAAAUGAUGCUUUUAAUGGAAAAGGGGCAUCUAAAAGAACAUUAGUAAUAAAAUUAAAUUCUGUAGCUACAUUUUAUCCAAGACUUCAUAUUAUUCAUUCUUUUAUUAAUUCAGACAAUAAAGAAACAAUAAUUGAAGCAAUUAAAACUGUAAAAAAUAUGGAUGCUAAAGUUAUAGCACCAUAUCUUAAUACUAUUUUAGAUAGAAUGUUUGAAAUGAUUGAGUUUGUCGAGUUGUAUAAUUUUAAUCCAAUUCUUCAACAAUUCUUCACUGAAGAUGAAAUUCGACCUGUUAUUUUAGUGGAUUAUGUAAAUGACCAUUUCUCCCCCAAAGAACUUAAUUCUAAUUUCAAAUUAUUACCUAAAUUAAUACUCGUAGAUGUCAUUAAUAGUUUUAAUAACUUUGAAGAAUCAGAAUAUAACAAAUUUAAAUUAACAUUCUUUUUCUUUCAAUGCUUUAUUAAAUCUUGUGUAGUUGCAGAUAAAGAAAUUAAAGAAAUAGAGAAUAUAGAAAAGUUACUUCAAAGAUUAUUAGGAUUAAUUGUAUUUAGAAUAGACAUUCAUAUAUCAAAAAGAGAUAUUAGAGGUGUAUUUGAAUUAAAUUUAAAUGUUGCUGAAUUAUUCAGAGAUCUUUUUAGUGUAAUGAAUAAAGAUUUUGUAUGUCAAACAAUUUCAUAUUAUUAUAAUUUACUUUGUGAACGAAAUGCAAUAAAAUUAGAUAAACAAAUGGAUUUAUCAUUUUCUACAGUAUAUGAAAUUAUGAGACUAGAUUUUUUAUGUGUAAUACGAGAUUAUCCAUUGAUGAUAGAAAUUAAUUGUCCUUCUAUUCAUAACAAUGAUAUUACUACAUUAAAUGAUACAUUUUGUCAAAGCAAAUUUCUUGCUACUUUCUUCGUUUACAGUAUAACUCAUUUAAUAUUUUAUCAUAAAAAUGAUAUUAGAAUAAUGGCUUCAUUGUGUUUAUUAGAACUUAUUCAAAAAUUUGAUAUUGGUGUUGCUUAUCAAGAAUAUAGAAGUGUUGCAGCAGAAGAAUUUUCAUCACUUAUAUCAUUAAUGAUAGAUGAGUUUGAUGUUAUUAAAGAGUGGUCAUACGAAGUAUUUUUUAACACAAAUGGAACUUCAAACCCCAAUCAGUUAUUUGCUCUCAGAGCAUUAUUUCUUUGUUUUUUCUAUAUCAUCAAUGAAGUAUCAGAUGAAUUUAGACAAACUUAUAUUAGAACUAUUACACCAUUUACUGUAAAUCGUUUAUUACAACUAUUUUAUAUAGGCCAAAAUUUAUUUAAACCAAUGGACCAUCACAUGCAAGGAACACAAGGAUUAUAUGAUUUUUUAAGAAACAAAUUGGUUAUUCAGUUAAUGAAAUUUUUUGAACGAGAAUUACUUACUAUUCGAUCUCUUUAUACUUUUAAUACAAGUUGUGCUAUUUUCAUUCAAAAACCACGAGGGAUGACUAUAACAUCUAAAGACGAAAGUUUAGAAUCAGAUAAAAAAAGAAAGAAAAGGCAUAACACAACAAAAGAAACAUCUACACCAGUUCUUCCUAGUGGCUCACUGCCUGUUAUUACUCCUUUUCAAAAACGACUUUCUUCUCAAAACUCAACACAACCUCAAUUACAAACCAAAGAAAUAUCUUCUGUAACACAAGAAAAACAUGAUGAAGUUCCUAAGAAAAAGAGAAGAAGAAAAUUUUCUUUAUUUGCUUUCAGUGACAAGAAAAGCCAAGAAGAAGAAAUUGAAGAAAAGCAACAAAACACCAUUGAUAACCUAAAUGAACAAGAAAAGAAAGAGCCUAAUAAAGUAUUAUUAAAAGAUGAGCCAAACCAACCCUCUCACGAGAUUACUCCAACUACUGUCAAAGAAGAAGAAGAAAAAGAAUCUCAUAUCAAAGAAGUGUCAUCAGAUAAACACCAUCCUGAAUAUUUUUAUGGAUCUAGAAUUAAUAGAAAAAGUACUUCAUUACCUAGACUAAAUAUCAGAAGUUCAACCGUUGUUGACAGACCAAAAAAUAUUGGAUUUGAAGCUGCUAAAGAAAUAUAUGGACCAACGGAUGAUGUAUGUCCACAACCAGUCAAUAGAAAUGUGCAAAUAACGCAAGAAACAAAAAUUCAAGAAGGUGUCAGUUCAACAAAAAAAAGGACGCUACCAAAUAAUGGGAAUAAACCAUUAUUACAACGGUUUGAAAGUGCACCAAAACUACAACUUGAUGAGUCUGUUUCCCCACCAAAAACAAAUACAAAAAGGUUAUCAAGCCAAAAAAAUAAUGUUUUGUUCAAAUCAGCUGAUUUAGAUAUUGCUGAUAUAUUACUUGAAACUUCACAAGAAAAUACAAUCCCUUGCUAUAAACAAUCGUCUUCAGAGUCUCAACACAGAAGCCCUUGUUUAGCAUUAAAUGAAAAUAAUGACUCAUUAGGAAAAACACUUUCUUCAAGAAAAAGUAAUAAUGAAAUUAUGUUAGAAUGUAGUGAAGACACUCCAACUUCAGAGUUAGCUAAAACAGCUAGGGCAUUGAGUUCAAAUCAAAAUCCUGAAUUAAUGUACAAACCUAAAGUUAUUCGAAGAAGGAAAGGUAGUUUUUCUCGACCACAUGAAGACGGAAUAACAAAACUAAAGACUGGAUUGAUGAAAUCACAAUGCACUAGUGAUAGUUCAUCACCACUGAUAACUAAUACCUGUACUACAGAAUCACAACCAUACGAAAGUCCGAUAUAUAGUGAUGAGUUAAAGAUUACUAUAACACCUGGAAAUGAGUCUAAUACAAACAGAGGUGUGAGUGAAAAUAAAUCACAUAAUAACGCCAAACUAAAACAACUUAAAGUACCAAAACUUGAAAUGAAAAAAAUCCAAAAAGAAGAGUCUGGGUUGAAAAUAAGUCAACUAGAACAUCCUGACUUUGUUAUUAAUGAGCCACAGUCAAGUGCUCGUUUAAGGACUUCAACUGCUAUACAAAUAUCACAACCAUUAAAUCGAAUGAUUAAACAAAAUAGUUUGAUUCAGUCAUUGGAAGAAGGAGACAAGAAAAAUGGGAGAUUGCCUGCUAUUGAAUUUAUGUUUGGACUACCUUUAGAAACACCAAGAAAUAAACAAAGAAGACAAACAGAAGGAGAUACUAUUAAAACACCAAGAGGUAUGGAAGAAUCAUUUAUAACUGAAAAGACUGGAAUCAAUAAUGAAAAAGUAUUAAAUGUUUAUUUGUAUGGAAUGAUUAACACUAUUGUAUCUAAAGCAUCAACAUUAUGUUUUUUGUAUCAUGACCAAAAUGAAGAUAUUCGUAAAAUGACAGGGAAAAUAUUUGGAGAAUUGUCAUUAGCAUUAAAUAAUAAUGCAUUAGUUUCUGAUUUAUCAUUUUUUGGUCUUGAGAAGUUUAUUCGAGUUUGUGGAGAUGAAGUUGUACCUUUAAUUUCACCAAUAAUCCAAGCUUUAAUGCGAAUUGUUUUAGGAGUUCAUGAAUGUGUUGCUCCAAGAGCAGCGGAAAUUAUAUGGUUGUUAUGUUUUAUGAAUUAUGUUUCUAAGCAAAGUGUAUCAACUACAAGAGAUGCAAUGAUUACUUAUUUGUUUCAUGGGAAAAGUGAUUUCCAACGACUACCAAAUUUAGUAUAUUUUCUUCAAAGCGUUCCUUUUGUUCGGUUACAAUCAAUGUUUGAUAUGUUAGUACAACAAAGAAAUAGUUCAGCAUUAGAGAUGGUUAAAAGUAAUCAAUUAUGUCUAGAAGUUCAAACAAUUGAUACUGCUAUAUUUGAAGGACAUGCAGAAGAUUGUGUUGUAUUCUUUAAUGAGAUUUUAGAAAAAAGAAUAGAAUUAUUAAAUGAAAUCAAACAUAUGGAAGGUUCAGUCAUUGGCAGAGAAACAGAAAUACAAUUAAGUAUUGUGUUAUUAUUAUUUAAAACAAUGAAAUUAAAAGAAGAACAAAUUGAUACUAUUGAAGCAAUUACCAUUAAAUUUUAUUCUGAACAAGAAGAAAUUAUGAAACAAUUAAAACGUAUGAAAUCAUUGUUUGAAUGUUAUAUGGAUCUUCAUAAUUCAAUAAAAAGAAAUUGUAAAAAUUCUACAGAACGAGUUGGAGCUUUAAGGGAACAAUGUAGUAAAUGUAAAGAAAUUGUAACAAAUUUCUUUAAACAUCUAGUAAAUAGUAUUAAUGAUGUAACAUCUGAAAAUAUUAGAAAAGGUGCGUCAUAUUUAAAUCAAUAUCAACAAAGUUUUGAUGAACUCGUAUCGUUUGGAGUGGAUUGUAAUCCAUUAUUCCCAGUAACUCCAGAUGAACUUUCUGAUAUUUUUCAAAUGUACAAAACACUAAACACACAAAAGUUCCAUUCUAAAAAAAGGUCAUUACCUGAAAUGACUAAUGAAAGUAAAGUUGUAAGAAUAAAGAGUCUAAGAGAGAUGUCAAUACAAUUUAGUAAUUUAUAUUCGUUCUUGAGGAAUGAACCAAAAACUCCACGAUUAACCCCAAGAAAAACAGGUGAUACAAGGUCAGUUUCUACUAUAACUCCAAAAAAGAAACGAAUGUCUGGAGAUACUCCUCGUAUAUUAAAAAGAACAUCAACAAUUGUAACUCCAGUUUCUGUAAAAUUUUCUGGUAGUUAUGUUCUUCCUGAUAAUCAAUUUUCAUUUGAACAUAAUCAAUUAAUAUAUAAAAUGAUGCCUGAGUUAAGUAGUUGCAUUGAAUCAAAUAAUGAAAGUCUUAAAUUAAUGAAAAAUAACGAGAAAGCCCAAGACUUGUUAACGAAGAUAGUUGAACUAUUAUAUAUUUCAGAAAAAGCAUCAUCAAAAAUUAAUGAGUCUGAUAAAAAUCAUGAAGAAAAUAAAAUGUUAAUGGAGAAAUUAUAUGGUGUGUUUGAGUGGGCAUACUCUGCUCAAAUAUUAUUAUCUUUUGAACCACCUGAACCAAAUGAUUAUCUUAGUAUAUUUGUUGGAAUGUUAAAUAUUAUUGAACAAAAUAAAGAAAAACAAAUAAAAGCGUAUCAUGAAUUACAAAAAACUGUCUUUAAAACUCCCCAACAAAUAGAAUUAAUGGAAAAGAUCAAUAAAAUUAUUGCUGCUAUACCUCAUCAAAAAAUUAUUAAAACAGUAAGAGAUUUGAGAAAAAGAUGUUCUUUGGAAGAACAACGUGAAACUCAAAGAAAAGAAUAUGCUAAAUGUUAUGAUGAAUUUAUAUCAUUAUCUCGACAAUGUUUAUUAACAACUCAACGGAGUGAAUUUAAAGCAUUUAAUAAAGCAAAAGAAGCAUAUCAUUUCUUAAGUAAAAUGAGUUGUGGGUCAAUAAUUGGAAUUAAUAGAUAUGUUCAUUACAUUGGAAUGGAAGAAAGUUUAGAAACAUUAUAUCAAAAAUUAAUAAAGAAGGGAUUAAGUAAAUGUGAUUCUAAAACAGAAUUAUCAAACCUUACAAGUAUAUCAUUUAGAUUAACUGAUAUUUCUGCAAUGUUACGAACACCAAUUUAUAUUACAAGUUGUAAUUCUUCAUCUAAUUUAAUUGAGUCUAUUCAUGCUGUAGGAAAUGAAAUAUUUUCUGUGUCAUUAGAACUUCAGGGAUUACUUAGUCUUAAAGGAAAAUAUCAAAUAGAUGAAUUAACAGAAAGAUACUAUGCAUUAUGUGUUAAAUAUCGUUCAAGUCCGUUAUUACAUUUGUCAUGGUUAAAUAACAUUAUUGAAAAAGAGAUUGAAUUUGGAUAUUAUCUAGAAGCAGGAAUUUGUGAAAUUCAAGCUGUUUAUUACAUUUAUAGAGUUACAAAAGGAAAUGAUAUAGGUAUAUUAAAUGUUAAUCACUUAGCAAGUAUUUGUUCUGAUUUUUUGAUUGACCGAACUGACAUCAAUGAAGUUCCAUUAGAAUUUACGAAAGAAUUAUUAUUAGCACAUGCAUAUCAUGCUAUUGAAUUAUUUAGAAAAGCUAAAAUGACAUGGUUUGGAGUAGAAGUAUGUUUAAUGUUAAAAGAGUUUUUUGAAAAUAAUAAUAUGCUUGAUGAAUUAGCUACAAUACACCAACAAAUGGCAGAAUUUUUCUUAGGUUAUGCUAAUGGGAGUUCUAUUGAUUAUAAAUUUUAUCUUGUUCAGAUUGGAGAGUCACAAUUUGUUUAUGCUUCUCCAUGUGAUAAACAAGAAUUUAAAGAAAUGUAUUUAAAAAUGUGUGAAACUAUUGGGUAUGAUAUUGUUGAACCACAACAAGUUUAUCCAAUAAUAAAUGAAGAAGUUCAAACUGUUCCUGUUCCUCAAAUUACUACUGCUAAUAAAUUUACUUACGAAAUUUUUGAAGGAGACUCAGAUAAAAUGAUGGAUAUUAUUGCUGUUAAAGGUAUUUAUAAAACUCAAAGUUCAUUACCAAGUGGGUUAAGAAGAUCGAUUGUAGUUGAACAAUAUGAUGAAGUAUUAACACCAGUGAGAUAUUCUAUUGAAGUAGUAGAAAGAAUGAUUGAAUCACUUUCAUUUUAUGUAUGUGAAUGUGAAAAAAAUGGAACUAGUUCUUUAAAAGCAAUAAAAGAAAUGAGAGAAUACAUGACACAAAACAUCAUUAAUGAAGAGAGUUUUAGUGUGUUAAGUAUUAUCAAAAAUUUCUUCCCUGGUGGAGAGGAUGAUGAUACAGAAGGAAUACAAUUAUUACAAAGAAAUUUACAAAGACUAAGGUCAUGUUGUGACAAAGCUUAUUCAACAUACCAAUUAUUGUCACAGGAAAUGGAUAAAAUACAAACUUCAUUCAGAAAGAAAUAUAUGAUAUUUAGUUAUCAAUUUGCUGACUUUAUAACUAAUUUCGAAGAUAUGGAUUUAUAUUAA